Messenger RNA from Lonchura striata (white-rumped munia), 4818 nucleotides. It is a transcript of the gene NPHP3, whose product is annotated as nephrocystin 3. Gene Ontology annotation, biological process: convergent extension; kidney morphogenesis; kidney development. Gene Ontology annotation, molecular function: protein binding. The record is from RefSeq and is a predicted model, not a curated record. Gene Ontology annotation, cellular component: ciliary base; ciliary inversin compartment. Lineage: Eukaryota; Metazoa; Chordata; Aves; Passeriformes; Estrildidae.
GCACGGCCCCGCCGCCCGGUCCCCGCGGGGGCUCCGAGCCCCGGGCUCGGUGUUAGAGCCUCGCCCGGGCGGACGCGGGCCAUGGGCACGGCGUCGUCCCUGGUGAGCCCGGCGGGCGCGGUGGGCGAGGUGAUCGAGGACACGUACGGCGGCGGCGGCGGCGAGGCCUGCGAGAUCCCGGUGGAGGUGAAGCCCAAGGCGCGGCUGCUGCGCGGGUCCCUGCGCCGCGUCGGCGGCUCCCGGCCCGGCGGCCUCAUCGGCGCCAGCUUCAAGUCGACGGCCUCGGUGCAGGAGCUGGAGUGCGUGGCCGAGUACGAGCGCCUGAGGAAGGAGUACGAGAUCUUCCGCGUCAGCAAGAACAACGAGGUGGCCUCCAUGGUGAAGAAGGAGGCCAAGCUGGACAGGGAGAACAAGCGGCUGCGCGCCGAGCUGCAGGCACUUCAGAAAACAUACCAGAAAAUACUUAGAGAGAAAGAAAGUGCAUUAGAAGCUAAAUACCAAGCCAUGGAGAGAGCUGCUACUUUUGAACAUGAUCGAGACAAGGUCAAAAGGCAAUUCAAGAUUUUUAGAGAAACUAAGGAAAAUGAGAUUCAGGACUUACUGAGGGCCAAACGAGAGCUAGAAGCAAAACUCCAGAGACUGCAGGCCCAGGGGAUCCAAGUGUUUGAUCCUGAAGAGUCUGAUUCUGACGAUAAUUGUACAGAUGUUACAGCUACAGGGGCACAAUCCGAAUACUGGAAUGGAGGAGUGUUGGGAAGUGAGCCAUCCAUGGGUAGUAUGAUGCAACUUCAGCAGUCUUUCAGAGGUCCUGAAUUUGCUCAUAGCUCCAUAGAUGUCGAGGGACCAUUUGCAAAUAUAAACAGAGAUGAUUGGGAUGCUGCUGUUGCCAGUUUAUUGCAGGUUACUCCUCUGUUUUCCCACUCACUGUGGAGUAACACAGUAAGAUGUUACAUUAUCAGUACUGAUGAGACUCAGCCAGAAGUGACCAUCUUCAUUAGAAACUACUCCCCAAAACUUCAGAGAGUCUGUGAAACAAUGGGGUACUUCUUUCAAGUUGUUAAUUUUUCAACAGAGAAUGAAAGGCCUCUUCAGGAUGUAAGAAAAUGGGAAAUUGAGAAAAGUUCUUUAGUCAUUUUGCUCCUGCAUUUAACUUUGCCAAGUUGUUUGUUGGAGGACUGUGAAGAAGCCUUCUUGAGAAAUCCAGAAGAAAAGCCCCGGUUAAUUUACCACAGAAGGGAGGAUGGCAAAGUCAGUUCAGUCUCAGUGCAACAGUUAAUUGAGCAAAUUUCUUGCAUGAACAAAGCAAAGAUGAUUGACCAUAUUGGAGGUAUGGAGGAAGGAGCAUAUGAAAUCUAUAAUUGUGUGGAAAAAAUAAUUAAACAGGAUAUAUUGGGGUGUGAAAUGACAGACCUAGAAGGCAAGGAUUUGGGUAAUAAGGAAGACUCCACUGCUCCUGAAGAAGAAGUUUUUGGUGAUGUAUUGUGGGAUGCACACGAUGAACAAGAACAGAUGGAAGCUUUUCAGCAGGCCUCUAAUUCAACAUGUGAGCUGGGAUUUGAGAAAUAUUUUGAACGUCUGAAUGACCUAGUAGCAGCACCAGCACCAAUUCCACCACUGCUUGUAUCAGGAGGACCAGGCUCUGGGAAAUCUCUCCUUCUGUCAAAAUGGAUUCAAUUACAGCAGAAGCAUUCACCAAACACUCUCAUUCUUUACCACUUUGUUGGAAGGCCCAUGUCUACCAGUUCAGAAUCUGCAUUGAUAAUUAAGCGCCUUACUCUGAAGCUUAUGCAACACUCUUGGUUAGUGUCACCUCUGACUUUCGAUCCAGCUAAACUUCUGGAAGAGUUUCCCCGUUGGCUGGAAAAACUUUCUGCACGCCAUCAAGGCAGCAUUAUUAUAAUUAUUGACUCUAUUGACCAAAUACAGCAAGCUGAGAAGCAUAUGAAGUGGUUGAUAGAUCCACUGCCAGUGAACGUGAGAGUGAUUGUAUCAGUGAAUGUAGAAACCUGUCCGCAGGCGUGGAGGUUAUGGCCCACUCUUCAUCUUGAUCCACUGAAUUCCAAAGAUGUUAAAUCUCUCAUUAGUGCAGAAUGUAACUCUGCAAAUGUUAAAUUGACUAAAGAACAGGAGAAGAAGCUUGAGAGACACUGUCGUUCUGCCACGACUUGCAAUGCUUUGUAUGUUACUCUCUUGGGCAAAACCAUUGCUUGUGUUGGAAAUACAGGAAAUAUUGAUGAGAUUCUUCAGCAGUGUUGCCAGUGUCAAGACACGGUGUCACUGUACAGGCUUGUUCUGAGAUCAAUUCAGGAAUCAUUGCAGAGUGAUAAAGAGAAAGAUCUUUUGAGAGAGAUACUGUGUGUCAUUGGUGUCAGUCACAAUGGGGUGAGUGAAUCAGAGCUGAUGGAGCUUUAUCCUGAGCUGACUUCUGCAGUGCUGGCCUCGCUCCUUCAUAGCCUGCACAAAAUGUGUCUGCUGACAUAUGGCUGUGGUUUGCUGAAGUUCCAGCACCUCCAGGCAUGGGAGAUGGUAAAACUAGAGUAUAUGGAAGCAGGUGAAAAUGUUAUUUCUGCCUAUAGACAAAGACUAGUGGACUAUUUCACCAUGCAGUUAAGUCAAGACCGAGUGACUUGGAGAAGUGCAGAUGAACUUCCCUGGCUCUUCCAACAGCAGGGAGAUAAGCAAAAGCUACACAAGUGUCUUUUGAAUCUCUUUGUAUCCCAAAACCUUUACAAAAGGGGACAUUUUGCAGAAUUGCUGAGUUACUGGCAGCUGGUUGGGAAAGAUAAGAGCUCUAUGGCAGCUGAGUAUUUCGACUCUCUGAAAGAAUAUGAAAAAAGCAGUGAGGGAGAGGAAAGUAUGAUCUGCCUGGCUGAUCUUUAUGAGACCCUGGGACGGUUUCUUAAGGACCUAGGUCUUCUCAGUCAGGCUGUAGCUCCUCUGCAGCGCUCUCUGGAGAUUCGAGAGACGGCGCUGGAUCCAGACCACCCCAGGGUGGCACAGUCACUCCACCAGCUGGCAGGAGUGUAUGUUCAGUGGAAGAAGUUUGGAAAUGCUGAGCAGCUGUAUAAACAGGCAUUGGAAAUCUCUGAAAAUGCCUAUGGAGCUGAACACCCUCAGGUGGCCCGUGAACUUGAUGCACUUGCAACCUUGUACCAAAAGCAGAACAAAUAUGAACAAGCUGAGCAACUGAGGAAAAAGUCCUUCAAAAUACGCCAAAAAGCAGCAAAGCAGAAAGGCAGUCUGUGUGGCUUUGCUCUCCUGCGUCAAAGAGCCCUGCAAUUGGAAGAGCUCACGUUAGGCAAGGAUACAUCAGAUAAUGCUCGAACCCUGAAUGAGCUUGGAGUUCUCUAUUACCUGCAGAAUAAUCUUGAGACAGCAGAGCUUUUCCUGAAGCGCUCCUUGGAAAUGCGGGAGCGAGUCCUGGGAUCUGACCACCCAGACUGUGCGCAGUCCCUGAACAACCUGGCAGCCCUGUAUAAUGAGAAGAAGCACUAUGACAAGGCUGAGGAGCUCUAUGAGAAAGCUUUGGACAUCAGGAGGAGAGCCUUAGCUCCAGAUCAUCCCUCUUUGGCUUACACUGUGAAACACCUAGCAGUGCUGUACAAAAAGAUGGGAAAACUUGACAAGGCUGUUCCUCUGUAUGAGCUAGCAGUUGAAAUUCGACAGAAGUCAUUUGGCCCAAAACACCCAAGUGUAGCAACUGCUCUGGUAAACCUGGCUGUCCUUUACUGUCAGAUGAAAAAACAGAUUGAAGCUUUGCCUCUCUAUGAACGUGCACUAAAGAUUUAUGAAGACAGCUUUGGUCAAAUGCAUCCUCGUGUGGGGGAAACACUGAAAAACUUGGCUGUGCUAAGCUAUGAAAGGGGAGACUUUGAGAAGGCAGCUGAACUUUACAAGAGAGCUAUGGAAAUAAAAGAAGCAGAGACUUUGUUGAUAGGUGGAAAAGCAACUUCCCGACACUCAUCAAGUGGAGACACAUUCAGCUUAAAAAGUGCAUUAUCCCCAAAUGCUUUGUUGGAACAUGGACAAAGGUGAUACAAACUGGCUCCAAGAAAAGGCAGUCUCUAUUGAUAUUAGUAGACAGAAAUGUACUAAGACAAAUCCAUUUUUCUAAGGAUUAUGUACUGUUUUGGGACUGAUGCCUGUCUUCAUGAAUUCUGCCUUAACUUUGCCAACUGUAUGGGGCAAAGUGAGCUUCUUUCAUUGUACAUGGGUACACACAUUAGUUACUAGCUCAAGUUGUAGCUAAUAGCAAAAACUUGAUGCCUCCUAGCCUAAGUGCCAGGACUGUAACAAAUUAAGUUGAAUCACUUGUAUAAGCUCUAAGAGGCAUUUCUUAUUUCUGUGUUGUAACAGCAUGGCUUAGAGGAUUUGUGUAUUUUUUAAUCAUCAAUCAUUCCUGCCUUUUUACAAGCCUUUAAAGUUGUUUCUGAAGAAAUGGUAAUUUUGAAAAAAACUUUGAAAAUACUGUUUAACCUGAAGUUUUACCUGCAGGGUUAUUUCAGCUUAAGCAAACUUUCAUUCAAGGGAGUUAUGCAAAAUUAAGUGGUUUCCUUGGGAAACUGGGGUAUCUAAAUAUAUCAUCAUCAUGUACAGAUAAAGCUGUUGUAAGAUUCCACUCUGUUCAAUAAAAAUACUUCCAAUGAGGAAUCAGAAUGAGGAUGAUUAUGGCCAAUUUCCUGUUCUUAAACCUUUAGCAAUACUUUCACUGUGAUUCUUACUGAAUCCUUUAAAAUAUAAGAAUGUUUGUAUUAGCUGGGGAAAAACUAGUGAUGCACAAUAGUUUGCCAUCAGAUAAAGAAAUAUUAAUCAACUCUA